Molecule: messenger RNA, 1845 nt
Organism: Ectocarpus siliculosus
Lineage: Eukaryota; Phaeophyceae; Ectocarpales; Ectocarpaceae
Source: the annotation of a GenBank genome assembly
CCGAACAAAACGAACAAGACUGCUUGCAGGUAAGCGAGAAGGGGGAGGGGGGACGAAAAACACCGCCAGAUUGUUUGACGGGGGACUUCAAAGGAAGGCGUGUGGCUACAAUGGGCUACCGUUGAUUCUCGAUAGGUCCUGCACUUUCUGGCGAGCGCCCCCCUCGCCGAACUCAGGGAGUUUUCUGCUCAUUUUGGCGGAAGAUGUUUUCUUGUCGUUGGUGUAUCGAUGCUACUUUCAGUGGCGGUAGAGCUAAGUAAUGACAGUGGCGGCUCGCUCAUAGGAAGCGAAGUCGUGUGGUUGUGGUGCUCAGCUUUUGGAGUAUCUUGAGGAAAUCGCGGACAAGAACCCAUGAUCGUUAUUAGGUGGCUCAAUAAACCUUGGGCUGUUUGCGCCAGUUCUCAAUCCCGCCGUCAUGAUGAACUCUGUUGAGUCUGAUUAGAAAGAGGUGCUUCUUGAAGGAAGGGAGCGGCCGGCACCGCAGUCACCAAGGUGUCCUGGUGUGAACUAAUUUAUUGGUGUUCUGGGACCCGCCCAGCCAACCAUCCCUUCUUUUCGCCUGCAGGGUUCGCCCUUCUUACUUGUCCCUUCUUUGGUUUACUCCUUUUGUCAUGGCAGGUGGCCAAGCUAGCCGCUGGCAUGCUCGACCGUUGCGCUGGAGCGGGACACUUGCUAGUGCCGGGCGAAGAGGCCGUUCCGAGUGCGGCUCUGUUGGACUUGGCUAGGAAAGAGCUCGGUCGAGUAUCCUUGAACGGAAUAACGACCUGCGACGGGACCGGCCCGACCGGGCUAGGGCUCUUCCCGUCCGGAGCGAUGAUCAACCACAGCUGCUCUCCCAAUUGCCAGGCUUGGUGGAGAGGUUCCCAGCUGGAGAUUCGAUGCACCAAGCCGGUCGCGACGGGAGAAGAGUUAUGCUUGAGCUACAUCCCCAUCGACCAGCCUUCAACUGUCCGACGAGCGCAACUCAGACACAGCUGGUUUUUCGCGUGCCGAUGCCGGAGGUGUGUUUCGAGGCAGUGGGAUGCUGAGCUGGUAGGGCUGCGCUGCCCUACGAAAGGGUGUGCUGGCGCUGUGCCUCCCCCUCCAUGGCGCGGUGGUCAUGCGUGCAGCCACUGUGGCACAUCCCAUGCCUUUAACAAGCCAUCUACACGACCAACCCCACCGGGAGAAGGGGAAAACGUUUAUGUUGAAGAACGCACGGCGCGGUCUACCUGUGCAGCACGAGAAGCACAAGAGAUGAUAGUUUUGCCAGAGGCCGAUUACAGGGGCUGCGAAGAAAGGCUUCUGGGAGCGGGAAGGAACUUUCGAAAGGGCAUGGAGGCGUACAUGCAAGAAGAGCCAGACGUUGCUCUCGUGGCGCUGGAGAAGAGCUUGCUUGUUCGGCAGAGUCUCUUGCACCCAUUCAACAAGGAACUGCUGCGCACACUGCGGUAUGCGAGUUACGCGGCGAUCGCAACGCACAGCUGGUCCAAGGCUUACUCGUUUCUGAGUCGUUGGCUGCACCCCAUGGACGCGAUGUACGGUGCUGCGGAGGUGUGGGAUAUAGCCGCCAUGCGCGUUGAUGCCGGUCUGGUUUUAAACAAGCUAAGCGAGGUGACAUGUGGUCCGGGAACGGUCCCGCCGCAGGUGGGAGAGGCUCUACCGGGACUUAUCGAGCUUUCGGGACAACCAGAGACAGGCGGUAGCAUGGAUCCAGCCGCUUUCGGCGAGAUGGCAGCAGGGCUGCGGUGGAUUUGGGUCUGUCUAGGAAGGGACAGCGGGCUUUCGGGCGAAAUCGCCGCUCUCGAAUCCUUUGGUGACCACGGCGUGACCUUUCAUGUCCACGGCGACAACCAUCUUUCUUGA